UCUUUAUUCACUCCCUUAUUGAGAUUGAAUCAAAACUAUUGUAGGAUUUGAAAAAUUAUUCGUUAGUGACAACAAUUUCCAUCGUAAAAAUGUGUAUUUUCCGUCAAAAUAGGCAUUAUGAUUUAGAUAAUGUAGAAUUUGAACGAAUAAAUCGCCAAAUAGAAUUGGCGUUCAAUGCUUUAAUUGAAGAAAUUAUUCGUGAUGAUGACGAAUUUGAACUUGAUGAUGAAGAUGAAAUUGUAGAAAAUGGUCAUGAUGAUGGUGAUGAUAAUGAUGAUAUGAAUGAUAAUAAUGAUAAUAAUAUAAUGGAUGAUAAUAAUAUAAUUAAUGAUAAUAAUAUAAUCAAUGAUAAUAAUAUAAUAGAUGAUAAUAAUAUAAUCGAUGAUGAUGAAGUGGCCAAUUAUCAGAUGGAACAACUUUGCAGAUAUUAUCAACGACAACAAGAAUUGGAUCAACUUAAUGCUCGGCUUCAACCGAGAAUUAAUUAGCCAAUUCCUUUCGAUAUUAUCGAUGCUCU
Molecule: messenger RNA, 517 nt
Organism: Dermatophagoides pteronyssinus (European house dust mite)
Lineage: Eukaryota; Metazoa; Arthropoda; Arachnida; Sarcoptiformes; Pyroglyphidae
Product: leucine-rich repeat and coiled-coil domain-containing protein PF07_0014-like
Source: RefSeq, a predicted model, not a curated record